CGUAAAACUCCACAUUCGAGUCGGAAAAGUCAAGGUGAAUUGAGCGCCAAAUUGCAGCCGAGAUUGCGAAUUAAACACCCCGCUGGUAAAUCAACCCUUGGACAGUUUUUGGGUCGUCGGUUCAUCGAACUUCCGCCAGAUACACAGGGAAGCUAAAAGGAAGGAAAGGAAAAAUGCCAGAUAUUCCCUUUGUCUUGAACCUGGUCCCGGACUCCAUGUACUAUGGCCACGACAUGUUCCCGAAUCGCCUGUACAGGCGAAUGCAUUCCCGGCAGCAUCAUGACCUGGACUUGCACACCCUGGGCAUGAUCGCCCGGAUGGGGGCACAUGCCCAUCACCUGGUGGCCAAUAAAAGGAGCGGAGAGCUGGCCGCCUUGGGCAGAAGUGGAGCACCGAAUAAGCAGGGCAACUUUGAGGUCCACCUGGAUGUGGGACUCUUUCAGCCGGGGGAAAUCACAGUCAAACUGAUCAACGAGUGCAUCGUGGUCGAGGGAAAGCAUGAGGAGCGGGAGGAUGACCAUGGGCAUGUCUCGCGGCACUUCGUUCGCCGCUAUCCGCUGCCCAAGGAGUUCGACUCGGAUGCCAUUGCCUCCACUUUGUCGGAGGACGGGGUUCUCAACAUAACAGUUCCUCCGCUAGUUUCCAAGGAGGAGCCCAAGGAGCGGGUCAUCCCCAUCAAGCAUGUGGGUCCAUCGGAUCUCUUUCAGAAUGGCAACGGUCACAAGGAGCCAGCUGCUCCAGCUUCCGCAGCAGCUCCGGAAGCCAAGUGAAGAGCCCCCAAAGGUAGCAGCUUCGGCAGCCUAGUGAUUCCCCAAGACUCUUGUUUAUCGUUGCACCCAAAAAGUCAUCAAAAUUAAGCACGCAUCGUACUAUAUUUAUUCAUUUACUAAUAGCUACAUUUUAAAUGUCCAAUUAAAUUUUAAGACUAAUCGAAAUCCAGUAUUAAUAAAGGAAUAUGAAUGUCUCAGUUA
Messenger RNA from Drosophila takahashii, 971 nucleotides. It is a transcript of the gene Hsp67Bc, whose product is annotated as Heat shock gene 67Bc. Lineage: Eukaryota; Metazoa; Arthropoda; Insecta; Diptera; Drosophilidae. Gene Ontology annotation, biological process: protein refolding; response to heat. Gene Ontology annotation, cellular component: cytoplasm; nucleus. The record is from RefSeq and is a predicted model, not a curated record.